UGGUAUGAUACCUUAAAAAAGGCAAAAAUUUCGAAGUUUUAUCUAAAAAUUUUUAUUGCUGGAAAAGGUCCGUAUUUCACUUGGUAUUAACGCCACAGUUUAAUUUUUGAUGAAAAUGUUAUUUGUUGUCCAGUAUUUACUCAUUUUUGAGACCAGGUCUUUGGUUGCCAGGGGCAACAGGUUUGUUUUUAUCUUGUUUACAGUGAAGAAACAAUCCCCCAAUAGUUGUUUUCGCCCGGAAAACGAUCGUUGCGUGACAAGGGACUCUCUGUUACCCCGUACAUAACAACGAUUAGCCCAUCGUAGUUGAUGAGCCUGCGAAACACGAAAAAUUGUCGUUGCGAAAUUCACAACAAUACUAGUGGCGUGGCGUUUUGAGUUUUUUAUCCUGUUUCUCGUUCUUUUUUCACGUUAACAACCAUGCCUCCGAAGCAUCGUGCAAUAAGGCGUCCUAAAAGGAAGUUUUCGGGAAAUCAAUUCACGAAACCUUCGAAAGAAAAUGCCAAGAGGACGAAAGAAGCGAAAGAAGAAGCACAUGGUUCGAACACCCUCGGUCAACAUACUAAGAAGUCUGUGUCUUCGGAAAAGCUUUUGCUUAAGUCCGAUGCCAUGGAAUCAAAACCUGGCAAAGUUGAAGAACCUUACGAAGAGGAGGCAACAUUAACGGGCUUCAGGUUUGUCGACAUGGAGCUACUCGGCAUGGCAUUUUCUGCCAUGAGGUGUGCUGAUUGUGGAGAAUUCAGCAUCGUGCUUUCGGAAAACCACUUAGAAAGUAAGGGAUGUGCUUCGAGUCUUCGAGUCUUUUGCGAGAGUUGUGGCUGGAAACAUGAGUUUUGGACAUCUAAAAAGCAGACUUUAAGUUUUGAGGCGAAUAGGCGUUUAGUGUAUUCCAUGAGAUCGAUAGGAAGAGGGCACAGUGGAGCGAAGAAAUUUUGCUCAUUAAUGAAUAUGCCACCGCCUCCAACAGCAAGGGCAUAUCAAAAAAAUGCAAGAACGAUUGCUAAACAUGUGAAAGUUAUUGCUAAGGAUGGUAUGUCCAGUGCAGCAAAAGAAAUCAGGGAUGCCCAGCAUGCUCGUGAAGAUGAUUUAGUGAAUUGUGGCGUUUCAUGUGACGGUACCUGGCAGAAGAGAGGAUAUUCUUCACAGAAUGGUUGCGUGAUUGUCAUGUCAAUUGAUACUGGUAAAGUUUUGGAUGCAGAACCUCUCACUAAAGUUUGUAAAAAAUGUCAGCUUCACUCCCAUUUAGAUAAAGACAGUGAGGAGUACCAUAGAUGGAGGGCAGAACACAAUAACUGCAAAGCUAAUUAUAAGGGCUCUGCCCCAGCCAUGGAAUCAGAGGGUGCAGAUCGUAUUUUUAGACGGUCUGUUGCAACUCACAAGCUUCGUUAUACUGACUUGUAUUCAGAUGGUGACAGCAAAAGUUACAAUAGAGUCAAGGAUGUUUACUCUGCAGAUGGAAUACAAAUUGCUAAGAAAGAAUGUAUAGGACAUGUGCAAAAACGAGUUGGCACAGCACUCAGAAAACUAAAGAAAGAAACUCCUGCUCUCGGUGGGAAAGGAAAACUCACUGAUGCCAUGAUUGACAAACUUCAGAACUACUAUGGAAUUGCUAUUCGUUCUAAUGUUGGAGACUUGAAUGGAAUGAGAAAGGCAAUACAUGCAAGUUUCUUCCAUUGUGCCUCAAGUGAACGGCGUGAUCUUCACACCCACUGUCCAACUGGACCCUCGAGCUGGUGUGGUUUCAAGCGAGACAGAAACAGUUUUAAACAUUCUCCUGGUUUGCCUGAUGCUGUGAUUGCAAAAGUCAAACCUGUAUACCAAAGAUUAAGUGAAGAUUCUUUGUUAGAAAAAUGCCUCCAUGGAAAAACCCAAAACCAGAAUGAAGCUGUAAAUGGAAUGGUGUGGGAGCGCAUUCCCAAGGAAGUUUUCGUGGGAGCUGACUUGCUGGAAUUUGGCUUGUUUGAUGCCAUAAGCCACUUCAAUAUUGGAGCAAGGACUGUUCUACUGCUUCUAAAAGCACUCAAAAUUUCCCCAGGAAAAUACACAGAAGAGGGGUGUAGGCACCUUGACAUGGAUCGAAUUCGUGGUGCUGAGUACAAACACAGCGAGGAAAGGAAAAAGAGGAGAAAGGUCCUAAGGGGACAAAGAAAGAAGAAAGAAGACAAGAACCAACAAGCAGAGGGUGUUACUUAUGCUGCUGGAGCAUUUUAAGACACUUCCUUUGCUCAGAGAUUGAACAGAGGGUUUUCAAACCCAAAUACAACUUUUAAAUGCAUUUUUCCAUCAAACUGCAUUUUGAUAGAACUCCGAGUAGCUCAACAUGUUCAGUUCAAAAACUAUUUAAGAUAAUUUCAUGAAAUUUUCCACAGAAAAUCUUGAAUGGUGUUUCUGUGCAGUAAACCUAAAACAAAGUACAAAGGUAAAUUGAUGAUUCAAUGGCAGGCAAAUUUUUUUCCAGAAGGGGCCCAUUAUUUGUUUAUGUGAAAGUUUUUCAUUAUUUGACAUGGUUAUAAUCAUGUUGUAUAAAAUGCUUUAGGUUCAUUGCACAGAUCCAUCUAUGCAUAAGACAUCCUGAAAAUUUCAGAGCCAUGGGAUUUUUUGUUAUAGAGUUAUUGUUGUUGGCGUGAUGCCUGUAAAAUGAGGGUUUGGUGGGCGUGGUCCUGUUGCUAUAGUAACAGAUGGUGUCAACAACAGUGCCAAACAAUUUCUCUCAGUGAGUGUUAUCACUGGAGGGACUAAUAAAAAUGUUUCAAAUAAUGUAAAAAAUUUCCCUUUUUGAAGGUAUCAUACCACCUU
This is a messenger RNA of Stylophora pistillata, 2796 nucleotides long. RefSeq lists its product as uncharacterized. The record is from RefSeq and is a predicted model, not a curated record. Lineage: Eukaryota; Metazoa; Cnidaria; Anthozoa; Scleractinia; Pocilloporidae.